Messenger RNA from Miniopterus natalensis, 1202 nucleotides. It is a transcript of the gene CEP19, whose product is annotated as centrosomal protein 19. Gene Ontology annotation, cellular component: spindle pole; centriole; centrosome. Lineage: Eukaryota; Metazoa; Chordata; Mammalia; Chiroptera; Miniopteridae. Gene Ontology annotation, biological process: microtubule anchoring at centrosome; trans-Golgi to periciliary membrane compartment transport. The record is from RefSeq and is a predicted model, not a curated record.
UGGUCUCCGUCUGUUGGCAAAAUCCGUACCCCCCAGGCGCCGUGGGGAUGCUUAGCUCGGUUGUGGGAGCCACUGAGCCCCGAGGGGAAGGAUUGCUGUCGGGAAGAAGAGUUGCGUGAGCUCUCCCAUCUGUCUUCGCGAAUUGAGUUGAAUCCGUCAGUGGGCCGAGAGAGUAUCCAUUGCAGAUUGGAGCAGAAGAGAGGUCUGUAGGACGGAUGUCUCAGGAAAGAGGAAGUCAUUAUGUGACUAACACAUUUUCAUCAGAUUUCCUCUGAUUUACCCUGAAGUGUAUGUGAGAAUGAUGUGCACUGCCAAGAAAUGUGGAAUUAGGUUCCAGCCUCCAGCUAUUAUCUUAAUCUAUGAGAAUGAAAUGAAGGGGAAAAGUCGCCAGCGCAUCAUGCCUGUCCGAAACUUUUCAAAGUUUUCAGAUUGCAAUAGAGCUGCUGAACAAUUAAAGAAUAAUCCACGACACAAGAGUUACCUGGAACAAGUGUCCCUGAGACAGCUAGAGAAAUUAUUCAGUUUUUUACGAGGUUACUUGUGGGGCCAGAGUUUGGCCGAAACAAUGGAACAAAUUCGACGGGAAACAACCAUUGAUCCUGAGGAAGACCUGAACAAACUAGAUGACAAGGAACUUGCCAAAAGGAAGAGCAUCAUGGAUGAACUUUUUGAGAAAAAUCAGAAGAAGAAGGACGACCCAAAUUUUGUUUAUGACAUAGAAGUUGAGUUCCCACAGGAUGAACAACUGCAGUCCUGUGGCUGGGACACAGAGUCAGCUGACGAGUUCUGAGAUCAAAAACAAAACUUUCUUGGUCUAGCAGAAACUCCAUGUUUAUACAGAGAAUGUAGAUUAGUUCUAGAAAAAUCUGUAAAGAACACUAAGUGUACAUGUUGGGUCAUAUUUGCUGUUACUUUUCAAAACUAGGACCUAUAAAGCAUCUACUAUGUAGAUGCAUGAGGAAUAUAGAGAAAACAGAAUAGAGAAAUCUGACUUUAAUUAGCUUGUGAAAAGCUAAUUAACAGUAUUAGGCAGCAAAAAGAUUGAAGCCAAAUGCUUAAUAAAGGCAAAAAAGGGUCGGAGCCUAGAUUACUGUAGAGUAGAAUAGUUAGGGAAGACUGUCCUUUAGUGGCAAGAUGGGACUUUGCCUGGCCCUUGAAGUGGCAGUAUUUGAAUAGAAGCUUACAUAGGAUUCCAGAUGGGA